UUUCAUAAAAAUAGCCUAUUGACAGCGUGGAACUGAGGUCUAAAACAACAUGACUGCAGUUUAAUCUGUGCUAACACAGUGAAAUUAGUUGUAAGUUGGAUAUUUGAUAGAUACUUAUCAGUGGCGGUGCGUCAAUAGUGGGCGCUUGGGCGCCGCCCACCCUGACUUUUUGAGUUAAAAAACGUUAUAUAUACAACAUAAUUGAAAUAAGAAAUGUACCGUGUUUAUGGGUUAAAUGUGUAUGGGAGACCACUGUCAAGAACCGCUAAAAUGUGUCCGGACAUAAUAUAUUGCCAUUCGCCUUUUCUGAGAAUAGGCAGGUCGGCUACCGUCCGUGGGCGCCGAUAACAUGGGAGUCUAUAGGAGAGCUUAUACUUUUCUCAGUCAUUUUAGCAAGGAUAGCUUUUCAUUGGGGGAUGAAACUUAGAUCUGUGGGCGCUAAUCUUUGCGCCCACAGCCAAUGGCAUUGUUUCUUAGUUCAAUGUGACUUUCUUAGAUACGCGAUUGGACUAUUUCGGCGAAUCAGCAUCGUUAUCAUUCCCUAACCACAAGCGUAAAGAGCAGCACCGUAGCUAGCUGAAACUUAGAUUGAGUGAAUAUGGCGACAUCGAUGGCUGAGAACUCCGUGCAAGCUCUACUUAAAACACCGUUUCAUCGACUAUCAGAUGUCGAAAAGAAGAAAUUGAAAGACUUGGGACCCGAGCGUCCGGAUUUAAACAUUCAACAGACGACCACUGAUCGCGGGAGAACCUACACUCGGACUUUCUCCUCAAACUUGUAUGCUAAGCGGAAUUGGUUAGCUGGUUGUACAGUGAGCAAUGCCUUUUUUUGUUUCCCUUGUCUGUUAUUUCAAAGUCCUGGGACUGAAACACUUUGGACUACAACCGGGAUGAAGGAUCUAAAGCACUUCACACAAAAAUGUAAGAAGCACGAAUGUGGCCGCAGCCACCUAACCAACUGUCUUAAGCUAAACCUCUUUGGAAGACUGAGCAUUGCCGAGCAGCUGGAUGAAGGAUACCGAAUUGGCAUUCGGAAACAUAAUGAAGAGGUGAGAAAAAACCGACACAUCCUCUCCAGAAUAAUAGACUGUGUGAAGUUCUGUGGUGCCUUUGAGUUGGCCCUUCGUGGCCAUGACGAGAGCGAAAACUCGGAGAACCCAGGGAUUUUUCGUGGCUUGGUGGACGUCGUUGCAUCACUGGACGGUGUACUGAAAGAGCAUCUGGAGAGCGCAACUGUCUUUAAGGGAACAUCCAAAACAGUCCAGAAUGAACUUCUUGACUGUAUGCUGUCUGUUGUGAGGGAAAAGAUCAUCAGUGAAGUUCAAAGCAGCGAUUUUCUAUCGAUCCAAGCAGAUGAAACCACGGACAUUAGCACACAAGCCCAACUUGUGCUUGUGCUUUGCUACAUCAACGAUAAGAAUCUGGUGGAAAGAUUCUUUGAGUUCAUCCCUCUGCAGUCGGCUACAGCAGAGACCAUUGCCGAUGCUUUAAAAGAACGCCUUGCUGCCAUCCUCCCAGGUGAGCAGAAAAGUAAACUCAUCUGCCAGGCAUAUGACGGUGCUAGUGUAAUGAGGGGUGCCACUUCAGGAGUUCAGAAGAGAAUCCGGGAUGACUACCCAACAGCCCACUAUAUCCACUGCUAUGCCCAUCAGCUCAAUCUUAUCAUGCAACAGGCUACCUCCCACGUAGUCAAAGUCAAAAACUUUUUUUCCGACCUGGGUGGAUUUUCUGCGUUUUUUUCAAGAUCCCCCAAGCGGACCAGUGUGCUUGAUGAGGUAGUGGCCCAUAGACUACCAACAGCCAGCACUGUGAGAUGGAACUUUCACAGCCGUGCCGUCAAUACUGUGUUUGAGCAAAGAGAACACCUCGUUGAAUGCUUUGAAAGAAUUCGAGCAUCAGGUGGCUUUGAUGACAAGACCAGCCAAGAAGCAGGAGGCUACAUCAGGCUACUGGAGGAUCCUCAGUUCAACUUCUUCCUGCAACUGUUUCAUAAAAUAAUGCCACACGUGGACGUCCUCUAUGCCAAGCUCCAGAAGAGAGACAUAGAUUCAGUCCAUAUAGAAAGAUGCAUCCAGCAGUUCCAAGAGGACAUACAAAAAAUCAGAGAUUCUCUCCAUGCAAUGGUGGUGGAGCAAAGCAGUGGCUCUCAGCAGCCGAGGAAGCGCCGGGCUGUGUCGGAAGAUGAGCUUAGAAGGAUUGCUGCUGAGGUAUGUGACACCAUACUUGGACACACCAAGGAACGCUUUGCCUUCAAAGACCACCUCAUCAGUGCCACCUUACUGCAGGGCAACCAGUUUGAAUGCUACCUCAAGGUAUUCCCUGAAGUUGCUUUGGCCACCACAUUGAAGGCCUAUCCAAUUCUGGAUGGAGGCAAGCUGAAGACAGAGCUUGGCCUCAUCUAUGGCACAGACGAAUUCAGACCCUGCCGUAGUGCUGUGGAUCUUUUCCAGUUGUUCAUGGAAAACAAUCUAUCUGAGGUAUUUUCAGAGACAGUUACACUGCUGAAAAUCAUGAUCACAACUCCCAUGACCAGAGGUGUUUUUCAACUCUGAAAAGGAUUAAAACCUUCCUCAGGAACACCAUGAGUCAGGAGAGACUGAAUGCCUUAGCCAUGCUCUCAAUGGAAAAAAGGCUGGUCACAGACAUGAUUGACUUUAACCAGAGAGUUAUUGAGGAAUUUGCCAGCUUGAAAGAGAGGAGGGCUAAAUUUCUUUACAAGUAGUGGGGCCUACUCUGGCACAUAAAUGUCAAAUGUGAUGAAUAUGUGUCUGAAUACUAAUCUAAACCUAGUUCCAAUGUUUGUAAUGAGCAGUGUGUUUUUGUUUAAUAAAUCUUUGUUUUUCAAUAUAUUCUACUGAAUCUCUUUUGUGGGUUAUUUUCUCAUUGCGGAGUGCUAUUUAAACCGUGCCGCCCAACUGCGCCCCCCCAAAAAAAAUGUUCACCAGCCGCCACUGACUUAGAUGACUGUUAGCUCACAUCCAAGCCCCUCGCUCUAAAAACCACAGGGUUGGACAAAGGGUCCAUCAAUAAAUUACCAUUUCAACUACACAAAAUCAGGUUUAAUUUCAUUAUCUCCAUGCUAACUUGUACAUAUUUUUGAAAAUCAUGCAAGUUAUCAUGAAGUUGGACUAAAAUAAACAAAUCUAGGUGUCCUACUAAAAAGUACAUUUAUCAGUACACUGUUGCCCAUAAAGUUGGAAUACAAUAUUUUUUACCUCUUCUCAUGAAAUGAUUAUUUGUGUGAAUAGGAAUAAAAUGAGGGAUGUGUCCAAAAACUAAAUGAUUCCAACUUGAUGGGCAACCGUUCAGUUAUAUAAAAAAAGAAGAAGCACUAAAAUCUAAUAAUAAGAGAUAAUAAGAGAUGUGCCUUAUUCAGUGUAAUAAUAAUAUUUGGUAUCGAUUUAAAGCUAUGAAUUAAAGUCAAUGGGUCAUGACAUGAAAGCUUUUGUAAAAUCUGAAAUGAUUUUCAGGCUGCUGUGUCCAGAAUGUCUGUUGAAUAUUCAACCUAAAACUAACUUCCUCAUGGUAUCCUAUUUUUAAUUAAUUCUUAACUGUUCCAUAUACUGUACUUCAAUCACUGCAUGCAUGUAAAAGCUACUCAGUUACCAAUGUAAAAGAGUGUAUGAUGAAUC
Messenger RNA from Eleginops maclovinus (Patagonian blennie), 3631 nucleotides. RefSeq names its product zinc finger MYM-type protein 1-like. Bases 599 to 2551 code for a protein of 650 amino acids. The transcript is spliced from 3 exons. The record is from RefSeq and is a predicted model, not a curated record. Lineage: Eukaryota; Metazoa; Chordata; Actinopteri; Perciformes; Eleginopidae.